This is a messenger RNA of Cantharellus anzutake, 954 nucleotides long. Its product is annotated as alpha beta-hydrolase. Gene Ontology annotation, molecular function: lipase activity. The coding region runs from base 1 to 954 and encodes 317 amino acids. Gene Ontology annotation, cellular component: membrane. The transcript has 6 exons. Lineage: Eukaryota; Fungi; Basidiomycota; Agaricomycetes; Cantharellales; Hydnaceae. The record is from RefSeq and is a predicted model, not a curated record.
AUGACUACAGCAUACACUGAGGCCUGGGUUUCUGGGCGAGACAACACCAAUUUUUAUACCAGAGCUUACUCGCUUCCCUAUGGCAUUAAGCCUGUUGCUCACAUCGUCUUCAUACACGGUUUCAUCGAGCAUAUUGGACGCUAUGACGCUAUAUUCAGAAGGUGGCAAACCAAAAACGUAUCUGUAUUUGGGUUUGAUCAGCGUGGAUGGGGAAGAACUGCACUGGACAAGGAACACAGCAGCUGGAACGCUCUUUAUGGUUUGACGACCUGGGAGCACCAAAUGGAGGACAUCGCGUUCUUCAUUAACCGCGAACGUCAGGCGGUCGGUUAUGGUGUACCCAUAUUCUUGAUGGGUCAAUCAAUGGGAGGUGGUGAAGUUUUGGGAUUUGGCUCUACGAACCCGAAGGAGCGGACCAUGGAACACCAGCAGGCACUGUACGAACUAACUGGCAUAAUCGCCUCCGCGCCUAUUAUCCGCCAGACGACUCCAGUUCCCACAUGGCAGCUCCGCUUGGGCACCAUCGUUGCAAAGUUCGUUCCUUGGAUUCCAUACAAGGCACCUAUUCAUCCCCAGGAUCUGUGCCAUGAUCCUAAAGUCCAAGAGGACUUCGAAAAGGACCCACUCGUCGUUGGACGGGGUACAGUCAAAGGCAUCACAGACAUGCUGAAUCAUGGCAUUCAACUGGACACGACCGAUUACAAGUUCUGGGUCACCGACUUCUCCAUUCUUGUUCUCCAUGGUGACGAGGAUAAAGUCACCGCUUGGGAAAGUUCGCAAAAGUUCGUCAAGAACGUCUCUGCGAAAGUUAAGCAUCACUCGCUCUAUCAUGAUGGCUAUCACGAGCUCCAUAACGAACCCGAGCCGGUUAAAACCCGCUUCUUUGAGGAAUGUUGGGCUUGGGUUCAAAGUCACAGUUCUCCGACCGGCAAAUCCCCCAAAUCUCUGGCAUGA